This is a messenger RNA of Hippopotamus amphibius kiboko, 1482 nucleotides long. It is a transcript of the gene CTSH, whose product is annotated as cathepsin H. Gene Ontology annotation, molecular function: cysteine-type endopeptidase activity. Gene Ontology annotation, biological process: immune response. Gene Ontology annotation, cellular component: lysosome. NCBI's taxonomy places the organism in Eukaryota, Metazoa, Chordata, Mammalia, Artiodactyla, Hippopotamidae. The record is from RefSeq and is a predicted model, not a curated record. The coding region runs from base 98 to 1105 and encodes 335 amino acids. The transcript is spliced from 12 exons.
CCUCCCGCCCUCCGCGGCCGCUUUUGGCCGCCAGCCCCACGGCCUCCGGAACCACCGCGCCGGCCGGGCCGCCGCCGCCGCCACCGCCGCCGCCACAAUGUGGGCCGCCCUGCCGCUGCUCUGCGCCGGAGCCUGGCUCCUGGGGCCCCCCGCCUGCGGCGCCGCCGAGCUGGCCGUGAGCUCCUUAGAGAAGUUUCACUUUAAGUCAUGGAUGGUGCAGCACCAAAAGAAAUACAGCUCGGAAGAGUACCACCACAGGCUACAGGCGUUUGUCAGCAACUGGAGGAAGAUCAGUGCCCACAAUGCCGGGAACCACACAUUUAAAAUGGGACUGAACCAGUUUUCAGACAUGAGCUUUGCUGAAAUAAAACACAAGUAUCUUUGGUCAGAGCCUCAGAAUUGUUCAGCCACCAAAAGUAACUACCUUCGGGGUCCUGGACCUUAUCCACCCUCCGUGGACUGGCGGAAAAAAGGAAAUUUUGUCUCACCAGUGAAAAAUCAGGGCAGCUGCGGCAGUUGCUGGACCUUCUCCACCACCGGGGCGCUGGAGUCCGCUGUUGCCAUUGCAACUGGGAAGCUGCCCUCUUUGGCCGAGCAGCAGCUGGUGGACUGCGCCCAACAUUUCAACAAUCACGGCUGCCAAGGGGGUCUCCCCAGCCAGGCCUUCGAGUACAUCCGGUACAACAAGGGCAUCAUGGGUGAAGACACCUACCCCUACAAGGGCCAGGAGGGUGACUGCAAGUUCCAGCCCAGUAAGGCCAUUGCUUUUGUCAAGGAUGUAGCCAACAUCACAAUGAACGACGAGAAGGGGAUGGUGGAGGCGGUGGCCCUGUACAACCCCGUGAGCUUUGCCUUCGAGGUGACUAAUGACUUUAUGAUGUACAGAAAGGGCAUCUACUCCAGUACUUCCUGUCAUAAAACUCCAGAUAAAGUCAACCAUGCAGUCCUGGCUGUUGGGUACGGAGAAGAAAAUGGUAUACCCUAUUGGAUCGUGAAGAACUCUUGGGGUCCCCAGUGGGGAAUGAAAGGGUACUUCUACAUCGAGCGUGGGAAGAACAUGUGUGGCCUGGCGGCCUGCGCCUCCUACCCCAUUCCCCUGGUGUGAGCCUGGGCAGCGGCAGCGACUGGUUGGCAGAGGAUGGGAGGACCAGGCAGCCGGGGCUCCAAAACCCUGCCCUGGAGGAAGUAAGUGGUGGGAGACCACCUCCUCCGCCCCCACCGGGGCCCCUCACUUUGCACCCUCACCCGUGCCGAACCUGAAACCUAAAGAAAAUGAAGAAUUCCACAGAGCAACAAGCCCGCCCACGUCUUCUGAUGCAGAGGUCACCACCGGCCUUGUGCCUUAGGCUUGUUUUUUAACUGACUCAGCCUUAUGUUGACCAAGAGUAUUCUUUCUUCCAAGAAGGGCUGCUUUUCCUGUUUGGAGGAAGCUCCACUGAUGGUCUUUUCUGUGGUCUUCAUUCAAUAAACCUUCAGUGCGCA